Hirsutella rhossiliensis is the source of this 3420-nucleotide messenger RNA. RefSeq names its product kinase. Gene Ontology annotation, molecular function: diacylglycerol-dependent serine/threonine kinase activity; ATP binding. The transcript has 8 exons. The coding region runs from base 1 to 3420 and encodes 1139 amino acids. The record is from RefSeq and is a predicted model, not a curated record. Gene Ontology annotation, biological process: fungal-type cell wall biogenesis; protein phosphorylation; signal transduction. Lineage: Eukaryota; Fungi; Ascomycota; Sordariomycetes; Hypocreales; Ophiocordycipitaceae.
AUGAAUGAUGACGAGGCUAUCCGGAGCAUUCAGGCCAAAAUCGAGCGGGAGGAGGCCCUCAUGACGGCCGCCAUCAACAUGCGCUCCCUCCCCAUCAACGAAGGCCAUCGCUCCAGGAUCGACAGCGAGCUGCGCGACAACGAGCGCAACAUCAAGUUCUUCAAAGAGAGGCUCGACGCCAUCAAGCAGCGCAAGGUCCAGCAGGGCCUCGGCGCCAUCUCCCUCGUCGAAGCCGGCGGCAGCCAGUCACCCCCCGUGCCUCCGCCCAAGGACGCUGGCGCUGCUUGGGGGGACCAGGGCUCCUAUGCCGCCGGCUCCGCCCAAUACAGUCAGCCCGGCCAGCACGGCGACUUGAUGCCGCCACGCCAUCCCUACGCCCCGCCCGGCCCCGGCUCCGGCAUGCCCAAGCCCCGGCCCAACUUCACAAAGCUAGAUCUCGUCAAAUACGACACGCCACACCUCGGCCCCCGAAUCCAGCUCAUGCUCUCCCAGAUCCAGUUCAAGCUCAACGUCGAGGAGCAAUACCUCAAGGGUGUCGAGAAGAUGGUCCAGCUGUACGGCAUGGAGGGUGAUCGCAAGAGUAAGGCCGAUGCUGCCGCCCGCCGCGUCGAGAGCAAGCAAAAGAUUGUCCUCCUCAAGCAGGCCCUCAAGAGAUACGAAGAACUCCACAUCGACAUGGACUCGGCCGACGCCCAAGACGAUGACUCCAUAAACACGCCCAAUCUCCGCAAACCCCUCAGCGGCCGGCUUUGCAUUCGAGCAAUGGGCGUCAAGGGGGUCGACCAUGCUGCAACCGGCCGCUUCGCCCGCGGUCCCGAGACGUUCGUUGCCGUCAAGGUCGAAGACUCGGUCAUGGCGCGCACAAAGGUCUCGCGAACCGAUCGAUGGGACAGCGAGCAACACACCAUCGACGUGGACAAGGCCAACGAGAUCGAGGUUACCGUGUACGACAAGCCCGGCGAACACCCCAUACCCAUUGGUCUGCUGUGGAUCAGGAUAUCGGACAUUGUCGAGGAAAUGCGCCGCAAGAGGAUCGAGGCCGAGAUGAACUUUUCCGGCUGGGUUUCGGCCGACCAGAUGGGCAACCCGUCGUCGCCCCCGACCCAGUUUCCCAUGGGCUCCUUGCAGGGCCAAGCCGGGAGCUUUGGCGGCGCGUCCGGACCCCAGGGCCAGCAGCAGCAGGGGACACAGCUUGGCGCCCCCGGGCCUCAACCCCAGGUCAACGUGGGGCCCAUCGAUGAGUGGUUCAACCUUGAGCCCACGGGCCAGAUCCAGCUGCAGAUGAGCUUCGUCAAGCAGAACCAAGACCGUCGCCAGGCGGAUCCGGGCCUGGGCCGCAAGGGCGCCGUGCGACAGCGCAAGGAAGAGGUCCACGAGAUGUACGGCCACAAGUUUGUCCAGCACCAGUUCUACAACAUCAUGCGCUGCGCGCUCUGCGGAGAUUUCCUCAAGUACUCGGCCGGCAUGCAGUGCGAGGACUGCAAGUACACUUGCCACAACAAGUGCUAUCACAGCGUCGUUACAAAGUGCAUCAGCAAGAGCAACGCCGAGACGGAUCCCGAAGAGGAGAAAAUCAACCAUCGGAUCCCCCACAGGUUCACGCCCUUCUCCAACAUGACGGCCAACUGGUGCUGCCACUGCGGCUAUAUCCUGCCCUUUGGCAAGAAGAAUUGCAGAAAAUGCUCAGAGUGCGGCCUCACGUCUCACGCUCAAUGCGUCCACCUGGUCCCUGAUUUUUGCGGCAUGUCCAUGGCCGUUGCAAAUCAGAUACUGGAAGGCAUAAGGAUCCAAAAGCAACGGCAAGCCAAGGCCUCGCCCAUGUCCGACCGGACUCUGCGAUCUGGCGCGAACAAGAUGAGCCCGACCAGCGCCACCCACUCGUCCUCGCCUUCCUUCUCGAGCUCGACCCCUACUCUCUACGGACAGAGCACUCCCUCUACUGAGGCGACCGAGGCCGCCAAGAUCAUGUACGCCAAUCAGACGACUCCGCAGCGGCCGGCUCAGCCAUUGCGUACUUCCUCGAACACGCCGGCCGCGGCCGCAGCAGCCUCCGCAGCCAUGUCUGGGUCGGCCUCCGUCCAGGACCUACGAUCGCCCUCGGAAUAUGGGCGCUACAGUGGCGGCUACGACCAGCAGCGCCCUCCGUCUCAGCAACAACAACAGCAACCGCAGGAGGAUCUAUACGGCCACGGCCAGUAUGGAGGGCAGCCGCAGCAGCGCAAAUACAAUCCUGCCGACUACGCCAACGUCAACCCGCCCUACGCCGGCCAAGCUUCUGGCCAGGCGAGGCCCCCUGCUCAGCAGCAACAGCCGCAACAGCCCCAGGCGAUGCAACAACCGCCCCAGCAGCAGCAAUAUGGAGCGCCUGCUGCUGCCCAGAAGCCGGAGCCUUCAGCGAUCCAGAGGCUGUCCUCGGGCCCGCGGAUUGGGCUGGACCACUUCAACUUCCUCGCGGUCCUCGGCAAGGGAAAUUUUGGCAAGGUCAUGCUUGCCGAGACGAAGCGAUCGAGAAAGCUCUACGCCAUCAAGGUGCUCAAGAAGGAGUUCAUCAUCGAGAACGACGAAGUGGAAAGCAUCAAAUCGGAGAAGCGUGUCUUUCUGAUUGCCAACAAGGAGCGCCACCCCUUCUUGACGAACCUGCAUGCCUGCUUCCAAACGGAGACCCGGGUGUACUUUGUCAUGGAGUACGUGAGCGGAGGCGACUUGAUGCUGCACAUCCAGCGGGGGCAGUUUGGCACAAAGCGUGCACAAUUCUACGCUGCCGAGGUGUGCUUGGCGUUGAAGUAUUUCCACGAAAACGGCGUCAUCUACCGUGAUCUCAAGCUCGACAAUAUCAUGUUGACGCUCGACGGCCAUAUCAAGGUUGCCGAUUACGGUCUCUGCAAGGAGGACAUGUGGUACGGCUCGACGACGAGCACGUUUUGCGGGACACCCGAGUUCAUGGCUCCAGAGAUUCUGCUGGACAAAAAGUAUGGCCGGGCGGUUGACUGGUGGGCAUUUGGCGUCUUGAUAUAUCAGAUGCUUCUGCAGCAGUCACCGUUCCGAGGCGAGGACGAGGAUGAGAUCUAUGACGCCAUCCUCGCAGACGAGCCUCUGUACCCGAUCCACAUGCCCAGAGACUCCGUCUCGAUCCUGCAGAAGCUCCUCACCAGGGAGCCCGAUCAGCGGCUGGGUAGCGGCCCGACAGACGCGCAGGAAGUCAUGAGCCAGCCUUUCUUCCGGAACAUCAACUGGGACGACAUUUAUCACAAGCGCGUGCAGCCGCCGUUUAAGCCGACCAUCAAGAACGCAACGGACACGAGCAACUUUGAUUCUGAGUUUACGAGCGUCACUCCCGUGCUCACUCCCGUGCAGUCUGUCCUGUCGCAAGCCAUGCAAGAAGAGUUCCGUGGCUUCUCGUACACGGCCGACUUUGAAUAG